Messenger RNA from Orussus abietinus, 1629 nucleotides. RefSeq names its product IQ and ubiquitin-like domain-containing protein. Gene Ontology annotation, molecular function: protein binding. Gene Ontology annotation, cellular component: motile cilium; acrosomal vesicle. The coding region runs from base 1 to 1629 and encodes 542 amino acids. Gene Ontology annotation, biological process: cilium assembly. The transcript has a single exon. Lineage: Eukaryota; Metazoa; Arthropoda; Insecta; Hymenoptera; Orussidae. The record is from RefSeq and is a predicted model, not a curated record.
AUGGUGGUGGUGGUCGAGAUCGAGAACCAAAGCAUCUCGAAGCCGUUCCUCGGGGGAUGGCGGCAUGUUGUUACCAAAGUCGAAUACCACAACGCUUCUACGCAGACUCUCCGCAAAGCAAGCAGAUCUGCCCUGAAGCGUCUUCGAACUCGGAUCACGCAGACAACCCUGGAAAAGUUUACGCAAGAUCUCGGCCAACAGAAGGGUGUACAGGUAUCGGAGGAGAGUGCUCAUUUCCCGAGUGCCGGAGAUAAGAUUCUGGCUCCGAAGAAUCCCCGAAGAUUCGCGGGUACGGACGUCGAGGAGUUUUUGAUAAGGGAGGAGAGCGCGAUCAAGAUUCAGAGGUUCUUCAGAUCUCGCCGGGCGAGGAUGGCCAUCGAGAAAUUGUUGCGAACGGUCCACGAGAUCCUGCAACCGAGUUCCCUGUUCAUGAAGAAGUUCCCCAUGCAUUACUACGACAAGCUGUUCCACGUUAUCAAGACCAGGGAGCCGAGGAGUAGGUCGGACUUCGAGACGAUACACAACCUGCUGGACCGCUGGAGGAUAACGGAGGUGGAGAGGGCGAAUCGGGAAUUGUUCGCAGGUGCCAGACUGGCCGCACAUGGCUUGAUCCUCCUCAGGGAGGUAAAAGUUAUACGAGCACUGGACGAUAUCAAGACGCGCCUUAAAAGGGAAAAGGACGAGACAGAGAGGUCGAGGUUCCUGGAGCAGUUGGCCACCUCCGAGAGAUGGAAGGGCAGCGGUGGCAGGGUGCUGCUGGUGGACACGCCGAGAGUAUUGCGAGCCAAGGAGUACAAGGAGCUUCACGACUCGCUCAAAAGAAAGGACCUUUCAUCGGAGGAGAGAUUGAGUCUCCUGGAGUCCAUCGAGGGAAUUGCCGAGGUGCACUCCUGCCGAACGUCUCGGGAACUCGGUUACCUUAUCGAGCAGGAAAAAUUAUUACUAGCUCAUGGCGUAUCCACCGCUACCAUGGACCAAAUGCGGAAUCGCUUGCGAAUCGCCUAUCUGCAUCUCGUACACGGUUUGCGGUGCUGGGUCGAGAGUCCCGAUUUUCGAGACGAUCGGUCGGAGGCGAUUUCUCCAGGCGGUUCUAGAUUUCCUCACAAGGGUGGUCGACCGAUUUUUUACGAGAACGCGAGUCGUCGCUCCUUUCCUGGACCAGAUUGUAGAAGUCGUUCUACGGCAAGACCUAGAGAAGCGGUGACGGUGAUCCACGCACCUUAUCAGAAGAUGCUGCAGGACUUGCGUCGGUCCGAGGCUCGCUCGAAGUGCUACACCAGCCUAGCUUUUCUGAUAGACGCCAAGUUGGUCCAUCAGCUGGUGAACGUCGUCUGGCACGGCAAGUCCGGCAUCUCGGAGUGCCGCGACCUGGACCAGCUGAGAUUGGUGAAAUUCUGGUGGAACUCCGACUGGGCUCCUUGGAAUUCCCUUUUACUUACCAGACGGGAAGCCGCGAUGCACAAGGCUAUCACGGAUCCCACUCGAAUUUACAGCGCUUCGCUGGUGCAGAGGUUCACCUACAAGAACCUUCAAGCUAAGCUCCAUUACGAGUCCAUUAUGGGGUUGCAACGGCGUCUGAAGUCCAGUCUUCGGGAAGAGGAAUCGAAAAGUGACGACAAAGAUCAAUGA